AUGGACGCGCAAGAACAAAAUCACGCUCUAGGCCUCAUUUCUGCAGUCCUAGCUACUGCGCUUUACGGCUCUUGUUAUGUGCCAGUAAGAUGGUUUGAAGCAGGCGAUGGCUUGUACUUUCAAUGGCUGAUGUGCAUUGGGCAACUUCUUAGUGGAGUCGUUGUACUGACGUUUGUUGGCUGGCCACCAGUCUUCCCACUAGCAAUGCUUGCAGGAUUCUUCUUCGCUUUGGGUAACGCACUAACAAUAACCAUUAUGGAUGGUAUUGGUAUGGCCGUUGGGUCUCUCUUGUGGAACACAGUAACUUGCAUAGUGGGAUGGGGUGUGUCCCGAUUUGGGUUGUUCGGGAGUCCCAAGAAAGUUCCUCUCGACAAUAUCAUGAACCUUAUCGGAAUCGUUGUUGUUUGCAUCGGAGGUUGCUUUUUUGCUACGCUCAAACACCAUCCGAUGAAAGUAAGACCUGCUCCUUGGCAGAUAAAGCCGCAGCUACCAUGUAACGGGAAAGAUCUGAAAGGCGAACAGGAGGUGUCAAGCACGAGGAGAAUAAUAGCCAUCGUAUGCACAAUCAUCGUCGGAUGCUUGUACGGCAACAUGCUUACUCCUAUUAGUUACUUGAUCAUGGAAUAUGCAGACGAUGGGCUAUUGACACACUACGCUACCUACUUUUUCUCGUUCUGUGUUGGUGCAGUGUUGACAUCUACCGUGAUCUUCAUGUUCUACUCUGGAUUUAAGAAAAAUCGUCCAUUUAUAAAUCCAGAAAUAACAUUACCAUCGUUGCUUGCUGGUAUAAUGUAUGGAGCUGCUACUUUCUUCUUUUUCUUAGCAAGUGAACACCUUGACCCGAUUGUCGCUUACCCAAUUUUGGCUAAGGCACCUGGAAUCGUUUGCGCUAUAUGGGCUAUAGCACUUUUUAAAGAGAUAAAAGGCCGCUGGGAUAUUAUACACUUGAUCGCUGGGAUUGUUGUCACUGUGGUUGGCAUCACUCUAAUAACUUUAUCAAAAGUUGCGAGAUUAUUUUGA
Molecule: messenger RNA, 1020 nt
Organism: Cylicocyclus nassatus
Lineage: Eukaryota; Metazoa; Nematoda; Chromadorea; Rhabditida; Strongylidae
Source: the annotation of a GenBank genome assembly